AUGUUUAAGAUUGACUGCAUGCAGCUGGUUGGUCUGAAUGACAAGGAUGGCUUAGUGUUGAGCUGGAAGCCGGACGGAUUUCUCAUAGAAAUGUCCCAACACAAGUUGGAUGGCCUGAGAUCUGAGUAUGAGUCUAAACUGGACUUGCUACGAGAUGAGCUUUCGAGAUCGAGACAGGGUGAGAUGUCGGAACAAAGCAUCAGAGACAUUUACCAACAGGAGAUGGAAUCGUUCAAAGGAAGUCUGAAUGAGGAACAUCAACAACAGUUAGAGCAAAUCUUACAAGCUGUAGGAGAAAUGAUCGGACAGAGAACUGACCGAUCAACAGACAAAAGACUGACCGAUCAACAGACAAAAUACCAGGUAAUUAACAGACUGACCGAUCAACAGACAAAAUACCAGGUAAUUAACAGACUGACCGAUCAACAGACAAAAUACCAGAGACUGACCGAUCAACAGACAAAAUACCAGGUAAUUAACAGACUGACCGAUCAACAGACAAAGUACCAGGUAAUUAACAGACUGACCGAUCAACAGACAAAAUACCAGGUAAUUAACAGACUGACCGAUCAACAGACAAAAUACCAGGUAAUUAACAGACUGACCGAUCAACAGACAAAGUACCAGGUAAUUAACAGACUGACCGAUCAACAGACAAAAUACCAGAGACUGACCGAUCAACAGACAAAAUACCAGGUAAUUAACAGACUGACCGAUCAACAGACAAAAUACCAGGUAAUUAACAGACUGACUGAUCAACAGACAAAAUACCAGGUAAUUAACAGACUGACCGAUCAACAGACAAAAUACCAGGUAAUUAACAGACUGACCGAUCAACAGACAAAGUACCAGGUAAUUAACAGACUGACCGAUCAACAGACAAAAUACCAGGUAAUUAACAGACUGACCGAUCAACAGACAAAAUACCAGGUAAUUAACAGACUGACCGAUCAACAGACAAAGUACCAGGUAAUUAACAGACUGACCGAUCAACAGACAAAAUACCAGAGACUGACCGAUCAACAGACAAAAUACCAGGUAAUUAACAGACUGACCGAUCAACAGACAAAAUACCAGGUAAUUAACAGACUGACUGAUCAACAGACAAAAUACCAGGUAAUUAACAGACUGACCGAUCAACAGACAAAAUACCAGGUAAUUAACAGACUGACCGAUCAACAGACAAAGUACCAGGUAAUUAACAGACUGACCGAUCAACAGACAAAAUACCAGGUAAUUAACAGACUGACCGAUCAACAGACAAAAUACCAGGUAAUUAACAGACUGACCGAUCAACAGACAAAGUACCAGGUAAUUAACAGACUGACCGAUCAACAGACAAAAUACCAGAGACUGACCGAUCAACAGACAAAAUACCAGGUAAUUAACAGACUGACCGAUCAACAGACAAAAUACCAGGUAAUUAACAGACUGACCGAUCAACAGACAAAAUACCAGAGACUGACCGAUCAACAGACAAAGUACCAGGAUGAAUUGAACCUACAGUUACAGGCCAUGCGACUGACCUUGGAACAGAUUUAUGAAGGUCAGAUUGAGGUGGUGGUCUCGGAACAGGAACAGCAGCGUCUGGCGGCUCUUCAGGAUCUACGUGACUCGCUGAACAAGGAGCAUGCAGACGAAAUGAGUCGAUUCGAGUCGGAGUGGAUGAGUCGCAUGUCUGAACUCGAAAGAGAGCACGAGGAUGAACUCAAUGACUCGCUGCUGGAGGACUCGCUGAUUGUCCAGACAAUAGAGAUUGAUGUUCCUAAAGGCUCCGAGUCUGCUCAGUCAAUCAUGCUUCAUAAACUCAACAAAAAACUCAGUGAGGAACACAAACAGCUGCUAAAGAAGAUCUCGGAGGGUCUAGAGAGAAAUGAACCGAAACUCCGGUCACCCAGGAAAUCUCGUCACACUCAGGGUCAGCAGACGGACUCAGAGGACGGCGAGACGGACAGCAUCCGGUCACUUCCUGUCACUGGUCAAGAGUUCCUCCACCUGGACCAACGAGAGGAAGUCUUGCAUAAUGUUCAGGAUGUCCAGCAGACUUUGGAGACACAGCGUGAGGAAAUCGCGACGCUUCGUUCUCAGAUGUUAGAGGAGUAUGAACAACUCUUAACAAUCCGAGCAGAAGUGAUGGCAACACAGACACAGGAAGUGGAGAAACUCCAGCGAGAGAUGGAACAACUUCAGCAGAGUUACCAGGAGCAGAUCCGGACGUUCCAGAAGAAGGUGGAAGAACAGUCAGAGGAAGCAAUGCAGAACAAAUUAAUGGAAGAACAUGAAAAAGAAACCCAGGAGUUACGAGACCAGUAUGAAUCUCAAUUAACAGAACUACAGGCAAAGCUAGACACUACCACACAGGAAAUGACAUCACUUAAGGAGGAAGUGACAUCUCUGCAACAGGAAAUGACACCACCUGCUGAUGAUCAGAAAGAUUCAUGAAGGACACUGAUGAGGAAAGCAGUGAAAAGUGUGAAGAUAAUGUAACCAUGUCAACGGCAGAUUACAUAAACAGGGUGCAGGAACUGCAAUCACAGCUGGCAGAUAAGUCUACUGAAAUUGACGAACUGCAAGAAAAAUAGAGCUAGAAUCCAGCUCAAUAUAGAACUGCGAGAGAAAAUGACCUUGGACAGUAAACAAGGUCGUAGAGAUGAAAAAAUGAUGCUGGAAAAACACAGUCAUAUUGAAGAAAGUAACAUUAACUGAAGGA
Ostrea edulis (European flat oyster) is the source of this 2710-nucleotide messenger RNA. Its product is annotated as interaptin-like. Bases 1 to 2442 code for a protein of 813 amino acids. The record is from RefSeq and is a predicted model, not a curated record. Lineage: Eukaryota; Metazoa; Mollusca; Bivalvia; Ostreida; Ostreidae. The transcript is spliced from 15 exons.